Caenorhabditis remanei is the source of this 1281-nucleotide messenger RNA. RefSeq lists its product as uncharacterized. The coding region runs from base 1 to 1281 and encodes 426 amino acids. NCBI's taxonomy places the organism in Eukaryota, Metazoa, Nematoda, Chromadorea, Rhabditida, Rhabditidae. The record is from RefSeq and is a predicted model, not a curated record. Gene Ontology annotation, biological process: molting cycle, collagen and cuticulin-based cuticle; proteolysis. Gene Ontology annotation, molecular function: metalloendopeptidase activity; zinc ion binding. The transcript is spliced from 4 exons.
AUGCAGCUUCUUCUCCUGCUGCCUCUGGUAGCCGUACUAGUUACCGGAUCCGUUAUUCGUAAAGAUAUGGAUGAAGUCGAGUCGAACCGUGGAAGACAAGGAAUUAUUGAAGGAGAUAUUCUGAUGACUGAUGAUCAAAUCCAUGCGAUGAGUGCUGCUGGGAAACGUGCUAAGAGACAAAUCACGAAGAUUUGGAACAAGUGGCCAAAUGCAAAAGUCUACUACUUCUUUGAUUCUGCAUUCACUUCUCUGAAACGAGAAUUGAUUCGAAACGCCAUGAGCUUCAUCUCCUCCCAGACAUGUGUCACUUUCGAGGAGAGUUCGACCGCCCAGCAUCGAAUCAGGUUCAUGAAUGACGGAGGGUGUGCUUCGUACAUUGGAAUGAAUGGUGGAGAGCAACAGUUGUGGUUUGGAGACGGGUGUACUAUUUUCGGAACCGCAGUCCACGAGAUCAUGCACACCUUGGGUAUCUUCCACACCCACUCCCGCUACGAUCGUGACGACUACCUCCUCAUCAACCUCACCAACGUCCCUGAGAACAUGCUUGGAAAUCUUGAAAAGGAAUCCUCAACGACGACCUACAACGCAGUACCCUUCGAAUAUGGAAGCACUAUGCAGUACCGAUAUAACACUUGGGGAGAGGGAACUUUGUUCCCAAAACAAGCGAUUUACGAGAAGACAAUGGGACUUCGCCGCGUCUCGUUCUAUGAUGUCGUCAAUAUCAACAGUCGUUAUUCGUGCAGCUGCUCUAAGAAUCUAUCCUGUAAAAAUGGAGGAUACACCAACCCGGCGAAGUGUUCUGAAUGUAUCUGCCCUUCCGGGUACGGAGGAAUUCUUUGUGAUGCGAUACCCACUAGAAACACCAACGUCACCGCUGAAUCUUACUGGAAAGGCUACUGGAUCCAGUAUGGCUACGAGAAUGACACACUGACAACCAACUACUUCAUGUCCAACCUGAUUAUCUUUGCACCUCCUGAUAAGACCAUCGAAGUGCAGCUGAUUGAGCUCCAGGACUUUACCUGUGCCUAUGGAUGUAACUACAAUGGAGUCGAGAUCAAGGUCAAUGGAGAUCCGAGAAUCACUAACCCGGUAUUCUGCUGCAACGACGACACCGAUGUGAUCGGCAGAACAUUCCAGAGCAAGUUGAACCCACUCCCGAUCGUCUUGCAUCAAAGAUAUGGAAAGAGCAAGCUCACUAUCUACUACAGAUACGUGAACACACCGUUGAGCAAUAACAUGAAAAUCACCAAUGGGUACGAUGACUAUCAGUAUUAUGCAUGA